Melampsora larici-populina 98AG31 is the source of this 405-nucleotide messenger RNA. RefSeq lists its product as uncharacterized. The transcript has 4 exons. Bases 1 to 405 code for a protein of 134 amino acids. NCBI's taxonomy places the organism in Eukaryota, Fungi, Basidiomycota, Pucciniomycetes, Pucciniales, Melampsoraceae. The record is from RefSeq and is a predicted model, not a curated record.
AUGUUGAAGGCGAACAGUGAAUUCCAACAAAAUCGACAAAUGCGAACAAAAUCGACAAAUUCUCGGUCCUUUAGCUGUAGAAUUCCCGGUUUUGAGCAGCCGAAGUUUUGGCUUUGGGAAAAUUACUUUCAAUUCCCUUAUAUUGAUUCUCUGCCAAAUAUCUCUUCUACUCAACGUAAAACCGAGUUCUUGAUACAAUGGGAACCUAUGCUUGGGUUCUUUACUGCGGUUAAAUUGUUCGCUGAACGGUCCGGUAUUGAUUUAGUUUAUGUGAUUUGUCUUAUUUCUGAAGGUUUAUUAUUUAAUAGAUUAACAGAAACAGAAAGAUCUUUACUUUUACAAAUUUGGCUACUACAUGCAAUAGUUGCUGAUAUCUCCCCUUGUGGUUCAAGUGAAUUCAUGUAA